Messenger RNA from Stegostoma tigrinum, 2877 nucleotides. It is a transcript of the gene smarcd3a, whose product is annotated as SWI/SNF related, matrix associated, actin dependent regulator of chromatin, subfamily d, member 3a. Gene Ontology annotation, biological process: regulation of transcription by RNA polymerase II. NCBI's taxonomy places the organism in Eukaryota, Metazoa, Chordata, Chondrichthyes, Orectolobiformes, Stegostomatidae. Gene Ontology annotation, cellular component: nucleus; SWI/SNF complex. The record is from RefSeq and is a predicted model, not a curated record. The transcript is spliced from 13 exons. The coding region runs from base 96 to 1517 and encodes 473 amino acids.
ACUUUGAAAGGAGUUCUAUUAAAAGUGUGAGGCAGAGGAAGACUUUGUGUAAGAACAGGACGGAGAGAAGGAGAGAGGGACGAGAGGAGAUUGAGAUGUCUGCAGAGGAGUUGAGUGGAGGAGCUAGAAAGGCAACGAAAAGUAAACUGUUUGAGUUUCUGGUGCAUGGUGUGCGCCCUGGGGUGCCCACGGGUGCCCGGAUGGCACCUCAAGGAUCAGCCAUGGGCCCCCCCGGCUCCCCGUACGGUGGUAACCCCACAGUCCGCCCAGGGAUCCCACAACCAGUUCUGGAUCCGACCCGGAAACGCUCUGCCCCACAACCAGUGCAACAGGUGGUACAGAGCCGGAGUCGCAGUGCCAAGAGACGGAAGAUGUCAGACAAGAUCCUACCGCAGAGGAUCCGGGAGCUGGUCCCCGAAUCCCAGGCCUACAUGGACCUCCUGGCCUUCGAGAGGAAACUCGAUCAAACCAUCAUGAGGAAGAGAGUGGACAUACAGGAGGCUCUGAAAAGACCAAUCAAGCAAAAGCGGAAGUUGCGGCUCUACAUCUCGAACACCUUCAACCCGGCUCGGAGUGAGACUGAAGACUCCGACAGUAGCAUUGCCUCCUGGGAACUCCGUGUCGAGGGAAAGCUCCUCGAGGAUCCUGGAAAACAAAAGAGGAAGUUCUCAUCGUUUUUCAAGAGCCUGGUUAUUGAGUUGGAUAAGGAUCUGUAUGGACCGGACAAUCACUUGGUGGAGUGGCACCGGACCCCCACCACCCAGGAGACCGAUGGCUUCCAGGUGAAGAGACCGGGCGAUGUCAGCGUCCGCUGUACACUGUUGCUCAUGCUUGACUACCAGCCUCCCCAGUUUAAGUUGGACCCUCGGUUGGCUCGCUUACUGGGAAUUCACACUCAGACUCGAUCAGCCAUUGUCCAGGCUCUGUGGCAGUACAUCAAAACCAACAAACUGCAGGACUGUCAUGACAAGGAGUACAUCAGCUGUGACAAGUACUUCCAGCAGAUAUUCGAUGGUCCCCGGUUAAAGUUCUCUGAGAUCCCCCAGAGACUGACCACCUUGCUGCUCCCUCCAGAUCCAAUCAUCAUCAACCACCUCAUCAGUGUGGAUCCAAACGAUCAAAAGAAAACAGCCUGUUAUGAUAUCGAUGUGGAGGUCGAUGACCCUCUGAAAGGUCAGAUGAGCAGUUUCCUACUCUCUACAGCCAAUCAGCAGGAGAUUGCUGCACUCGAUAACAAGAUCCACGAGACGAUCGAAUCCAUCAACCAGCUGAAGAUUCAGAGGGACUUCAUGCUAAGUUUCUCCAAGGACCCAGAGGGCUACAUUCAGGACUGGCUGAGGUCCCAGAGCCGUGACCUGAAGAUCAUGACGGACGUGGUUGGGAAUCCGGAGGACGAGCGACGGGCUGAUUUUUAUCAGCAGCCGUGGUCACAGGAAGCUGUCAGCAGAUACUUCUACUGCAAGAUACAACAGCGGAGACAGGAACUGGAGCAAGCCAUGGGAGUGCGCAACACCUAAAUCAAUCCCUCGGACAAUCAUCAUCACUGGAAUAGACACCACACUGCCUCCCAGGACACCUACAAACAGGAACCAGCCUCUGUUGCUGGCCUCUUCCCAAUUGCUUGCCGUGUAGUUUGGAUCUUGCACCUUCUCUUCCUUACAGCAGCCCCCCCUCCUCCCCCCCCCACAAACACACACACACAUACACACACACACAUACACACACACACACACACACACAAACACUCUCUCUCACACACACACACACACACACACACACACAAACACUCUCUCUCACACACACACACACACACACACACAAACACUCUCUCUCUCUCACACACACACACACACACACACACACACACUCUCUCUCUUUCUCUCUCGCACACACACACACAGUCUCUCACACACAUGCAAUCUCUCCCAGACACACACAAAUACACACACUCUCUUUCACCACACACUCACAUACACACACACACUCACUCACACACACUCUCACAUACUGUGUAAAGAACUUUCCACGCAUAUCUCCCUUAAACUUUUCCCCUCUCAUCUUGAAAUCGUGACCCCUAGUAAUUGAGUCCCCCACUCUGUAAAAAAGCUUCUUGCUAUCCACCCUGUCUAUACCCCUCAUGAUUUUGUAGACCUCAAUCAGGUCUCCCCUCAAUCUCUGUCUUUCUAAUGUAAGUAAUCCUAAUCUACUCAACCUUUCUUCAUAGAUAGCGCCCUCCGUACCAGGCAACAUCCUGGUAAACCUCCUCUGCAUCCUCUCCAAAGCAUCCACAUCCUUUUGGUAAUGUGGCGACCAGAACUGUGCACAGUACUCCAAAUGUGGUCCUAUACAACUGUAACAUGACCUGCCAACUCUUGUACUCAAUACCCCGUCUGAUGAAUGAAAGCAUGCCAUAUGCCUUCUUGACCACUCUAUCGACCUGCAUUGCCACCUUCAGGGUACAGUGGACCUGAACACCCAGAACUCUCCGUGCAAUUUUCUCCCACGGCUUUUUCAUUUACCAUACAGUUCACUCUUAAAUUGGAUCUUCCAAAAUGCAUCACCUCACAUUUGCCUGGAAUGAACUCCAUCUGCCAUUUCACCGCCCAGCUCUCCAAUGUAUCUGUAUUCUGCCGCAUUCUACGAGCGCCCCCUUUACUAUCUGCUACUCCACCAAUCCUAGUGUCAUCUGCCAACUUUCUCGCACACACACACACACACACACACACACACACACACAAUCUCUCCCCCUCUCUGUUUCUCUCACACUCACACUGUCUCUUCACCUCACCCCCACACAUACAUACAUAUUCUAUCUUCCCCACCCCCACCUACACACUGCCCUGUUGCGUGCGCGCGUGUGCACGCACACACCCACAC